AUAUAAUUAGGAAGAAUUUAGCAAGAAUUAGUAAGAAUGCUAAAAUAACUUCUUCAGUUCUUGGUCAUAAUUAGUAAAUAUUUAGCAAGAAAAUGAUAAUGUUGAGCAGCACCAUGCUUAAUCUCUGCCCUUUAGCUUUCUCUUCUAGGAAUUAUAGAGUAAAAAUGUCAUCUUUUGUGGUUCAAGCUUCUGCAGCUUCACUUCCACCUCUCCCUGAAAGAAGAACUGUGUUAGGUGUUGGGGGUGUGGGAGUGGAUAUUUUGGCUACUGUCGAUACUUAUCCGAAUCCGGAUGAUAAGAUUAGGAGCACCAGCUUGAAGGUUCAAGGAGGUGGGAACGCAGGAAAUGCAUUAACCUGUGCAGCUCGUCUGGGCUUAAAUGCACGGUUGAUCUCCAAGAUAGCUGACGAUGCUCAAGGAAGAGGUAUACUGGAGGAACUACAAGCUGAUAGCGUUGAUACCUCUUUUCUUGUGGUCUCUAAGGAAGGCAACUCACCUUUUACCUAUAUCAUUGUUGACAAUGAAACGAAGACUCGGACAUGUAUUCACACUCCAGGGUCCCCUCCCAUGAUCCCUGAUGACCUUUCCAAGUCAAAUUUGUUAGCUGCAUUGGAUGGUGUCAGAAUACUUUAUUCUGAUGUAAGAUUGCAUGAAACUGCAUUAGUUAUUGCCCAACAGGCAAAUCGCAUUGGUAUACCUAUGCUCAUUGAUGCAGAAAAGAAAAGGGAAGGCUUAGAUGAUCUUUUGAAUUUAACAGAUUAUGUUGUAUGCUCAGCGAAAUUUCCACAGGCUUGGACUGAGGCUCCAUCUAUUCCAAAUGCGCUUGUUUGUAUGCUUCUGAAGUUGCCGAAACUUAAAUUUGUGAUAGUGACCUUGGGUGACGAUGGUUGCCUGAUGCUUGAGAGAUGUAUAGGGGAGGGUGUUCAAUCUCAACAAAUGGAAGCGGACAGUCAAUAUGAAUUAUUGAAGCAGAAAAGAGACACGAACAAAUCCAUCCCAACCUGUAUUUCAUCUAAUCAGCUAAAGUUGAGUGCGGAAGGGCUUGGAGUGGUGAAUGGAAGGUUUUAUUUAGGGACAGCAGAAAAGAUACCACCUUCAGAACUUGUUGAUACAACUGGUGCUGGAGAUGCAUUUAUCGGAGCAGUCCUAUAUGCUAUCUGUGCCAACAUGCCACCUGAAAAAAUGUUGCCGUUUGCUGCUCAAGUGGCAGCUGCCAGCUGUAGAGCUUUGGGAGCAAGAACUGGUCUUCCUCAUCGUGCAGAUCCACAACUGGUACCGUUUUUAAAUUAGAAGUUCCCAACAAA
Molecule: messenger RNA, 1303 nt
Organism: Daucus carota subsp. sativus
Lineage: Eukaryota; Viridiplantae; Streptophyta; Magnoliopsida; Apiales; Apiaceae
Exons: 13
Coding region: 93-1289 (398 amino acids)
Molecular function (GO): kinase activity
Source: RefSeq, a predicted model, not a curated record